AUGGAAGUUGAGGAAAUAGUGAAGGAUCAAAGCGAAUUACGCUUUGAGUUGAGUCACGAGAAGUUAAAGAAAUUGGGGAAAACAAAAGGAGGGAAAGAAGUUGUCCGUAUCCUUAAUUUAAUGGAACAGUCGAGCCAAGCUCUUAUGGAGUUUCACUUCAACAAAACGCACGAAAUCAAACAGUUGCUUUGUGAGACAUACAACGCACUUAAAAUGUCAAGUGAAGAAUGUUUUGCUACGGAGAAUGUUGUAAUGAUGGUUCUGUUUGUCCGGAUCAAAAUGUUUGAAUUGGUACCGACCAUCAUUUCGUUAUUAAAGCGUGGGGAGACACCUAUUACUUUCAAAGAAAGAAUCGACAGAGAAAUCCUUCGACUUCACGAACAAAGUGAUGAAGGGUUAACUCUCUUAGUGAAAGAACUGAUGUUUGAUUUAGUCAUUCUUCGCAUCACCGUGAUGUUAUCGUUCUAUACCAGCGUCUUCGAUAUCAAUAGUUUACAUUCUUCAUUCAAAGAUGCCGAGAUAUCAAUUAACAACAUCUCCGCUACAGCUCGGGAAUACUUUGCGGAAGACCCCGAGAAGUUUCUUCUUUACACGAAGACAAUGGGGAAGUGCAAAUUCAGAAAUUUCUUGUUAAAAGCACUUGAGUUGGAGAUUCGAAGAGGUGACCUGUUAUUAGGCCCACACACUCUUCAAAUGCAAACAACAAAUUUGCCAUUCAAACAGUUGAAAGAGAAGUUCGGCGGAAGCUUUUUGGUCAUCCACGAGAUCCCAUUCACAAAAAUGAACGAAGAUACAGUCAAGUCGUUUCUCGACAAUUCAUACGGCAACCCUGCGCACCCAAUAUCAUUUAUCUAUCCCGAAGUCUUUAUGGACGAAUGUGAAUAUUGGAUCCCCUCAAUUCUGUCUUCAAUUGUGUCAGAAGACUGGAACAAUAAUAUAGUAAUAGAACAAGAAGAGGCUCAAAAACGGAGUUUUGUCGUUGUCAAAGCGAUUCGGGUCUUCUUUGUGUGGUGUGGCAAUUACCCGUGCAACACUAUCCAGACCAUCGCUUUGGAAUUUACUCGCGCGAUGGAGAACAUCUUUUAUUUAAAUGAUUUGUAA
Messenger RNA from Entamoeba invadens IP1, 1101 nucleotides. RefSeq lists its product as hypothetical. NCBI's taxonomy places the organism in Eukaryota, Evosea, Mastigamoebida, Endamoebidae. The coding region runs from base 1 to 1101 and encodes 366 amino acids. The record is from RefSeq and is a predicted model, not a curated record. The transcript has a single exon.